Parnassius mnemosyne (clouded apollo) is the source of this 276-nucleotide messenger RNA. Lineage: Eukaryota; Metazoa; Arthropoda; Insecta; Lepidoptera; Papilionidae. The record is from the annotation of a GenBank genome assembly.
AUGAGACUGAACAAGCCGCAGAUUAGGAUAGUAACAAGUGCUAUCACAGGACACGGCACCUUUAACAAACAUUUAUUUACUAUAGGUGUUACAGAUAGUCCCCUGUGCAGGGCAUGUAUGGGGGAGGAAGAAACGGCGGCCCACGUGCUACUGAAAUGUCCGGAGGUCGCUACAUACAGGGCUAAACAUCUCGGCACGCCGGGAUCACUCUCCGAAGUUGCAUGCAACAUCAAGGGCCUGUUGAGCUUCUUCGGAGAGAUCUCAUGGCUCGAAUAA